Messenger RNA from Aspergillus costaricaensis CBS 115574, 897 nucleotides. RefSeq names its product dienelactone hydrolase family protein. Gene Ontology annotation, molecular function: hydrolase activity. The coding region runs from base 94 to 831 and encodes 245 amino acids. The record is from RefSeq and is a predicted model, not a curated record. Lineage: Eukaryota; Fungi; Ascomycota; Eurotiomycetes; Eurotiales; Aspergillaceae. The transcript is spliced from 4 exons.
AUUCCCUCCUUUGACAUCCUUGUCAUUAGAACUAUCCCAUAUACCUUUUUUCUAUACAUCCCUUCAAUUCACCAAGCCCAACCACCCGUCACCAUGGCCUCUAACCCUCCCGGAGCUUGCUGUGCCCAGGGCUUCAAGCACGAAGGCACCCCUGUCGGUGAAGUCAAGAAGAUCAACAACAUCGACACCUACAUUGUCUACCCCAAGGACAACAAGACCCCCGAGAAGGCUGUCCUCUUCCUGAGCGACAUCUUCGGUCUCUUCAACAACGCCAAGCUCCUCGCCGAUGAGUUCGCCAACAAUGGAUACCUGUGUGUCCUCCCCGACCUUUUCAGCGGCGACGCCAUCGACCCCGUCGCCAUGGAGUCCGGCAAGUUUGACAUUGGUGCCUGGUUCCCCAACCACCAGCCCGCCAACGUCGACCCCAUCGUCGAGUCGACCAUCAAGUACAUCAAGGGAGACUUGGGCGUUAAGCGCAUCGGCGCUGUCGGUUACUGCUUCGGUGCCAAGUACGUCUGCCGCUUCAUGAAGGACGGCCAGGUCGACGUUGGUUUCAACGCCCACCCCUCUUUCGUCACCCACGAGGAGCUUGGUGCCAUCCAGGGCCCUCUGUCCAUUGCUGCUGCUCAAAUCGACAACAUCUUCACCACCCAGCUCCGUCACGAGUCUGAGGAGACCCUCAUCAAGACUGGCAAGCCCUGGCAGAUCAACCUGUACAGCGGUGUCUCCCACGGCUUCGCUGUCCGCGCUGACUUGAGCGUUCCCCACUUCAAGUGGUCCAAGGAGCAAGCUUUCUGCCAGGCCGUCAACUGGUUCAAGCAGUACCUGUAAAUGUUUGAGGUAGAAUUAGCGGCAUCUUCUGUACAUGUUACCAUUAGUUAGAUAAUGAACCGGCAU